Porites evermanni is the source of this 705-nucleotide messenger RNA. NCBI's taxonomy places the organism in Eukaryota, Metazoa, Cnidaria, Anthozoa, Scleractinia, Poritidae. The record is from the annotation of a GenBank genome assembly.
AUGCAUGGCGACGACUUUGCACCGAGAGUCAAGAAGCUCUUUGAUCCCGAACGCGAAGCGGCCAUAGACGCCAUUCAGUCUGGGGUGUAUAUUGGAUGGCGCUGUCCCGAGUUUAAGCAUGAUUGCAUCCGUGUAUGUAAGAAUUCGAAAUGUUUUUGUGGUCAUUUAUUAAACGAACAUGCCCAAUACACGGGGAAGAGUGUCAUGGUCCCUUGUACCGCCCCGCGAUGCGAGUGUAAGGCGUUCGCAUUUAUCCAGUCCCGUCCCGAGGAGGCGGGUGAAUUCUGGCUUCAGCGCCGUCCGGGCUAUGACCCAAGUACGUGGCGGGCCAAGUGCAAAUGUAAACACACCCAUGAGGAACACCACCCCACGGGGCUUAGGAGAUGCAAAGUCAGGGGAUGCGGAUGCUCCAAAUUUUUCUCGAAUUUUCUGUGUGCUGCAUGUGACAGGCAUUGGGAAGAACAUGAAACAUCAUUUGAAACAACAGCCAUUAGAAAGGACAUAGGUUUGCCGUAUGGUGAGGCAUACCUCCCCUUUCACGAGUUUCCCGAAUUACGGAAUAUGGUAUUGACCGGAAAAGAAGAUGAUGACAGUCAAUAUUAUGCACUCACUUCUGGUCCUCAUGUAAUACCAGAAAAUUCACCUACAGAUCUUGCCCUCAGACUGAGAGGUGCUAAUCCACAACAUAACCCCUUCAUAUGGUAA